GUGUUUUUAGAAUGAAGUACCUAGCCGCCUACGCGCUGGUCUCGCUUUCCGGCAAGACACCCUCUCAGAGCGAUGUAGAGGCAGUCCUCAAGGCUGCUGGUGUGGCAGUUGACUCUUCGCGUAUUCGUUCCCUCUUCAAGGAGCUCGGGGGAAAGAGCUUCGAUGAGUUGUGCAUGGAGGGGAAGAGCAAGCUCGGUGCCGGUGGCGCUGCUGCACCUGUCUCUGGAGGUGCUGCCGCUGCGGCUUCUGGAGCUGCCCCUGCCGCUGCUGUCCCUGAGGCGGACAACAAUAAGGCUCAGCCCGUGGACGAUGACGAAGACGACAUGGACUUUGGUCUCUUCGACUAGAAAUAGAAAUAAAAUUUUUUUAUUUUCAUAGUUAAUUAUUUUCCAAUACAAGCCUUUCAUUUAUUUGAUUUGUGCAGGGAAUGUACUUUCAAGCAGAUGACAGAAAACAUACCCUAUUAACUAAAGUAGCCCUUUCUCCCUUAGCUCUAUAAUUUGGUGCAGGGCCAUGGAGCUCAAUCAAAGCCAUUUUGAAGUUAGUGCCAUAAUACUAUUAUGUUUCAGUAUUUAGUCUGCGGCUCAUUUAAUGAUGAGGCUAUAUUAUUUUAGACAGUUAACAUAUGCGUCGAUCCCUAUGAGAGGGUAGCCUGAACUAAAGCAGACGGAUCCACCCCUCUAGUCAACAGGAUUUUUUCACUCUUUCUACAUCUGUUUCAGUGAACAGACAUAGGUCAAAUCGCGAAUAACGGUGAGUACUACUGUAUUUCAUGGGACAUUUUUUUCGGAAGUUAUUCUAAGUUGCAAAGGGGGGGGUGUAGCACACUAGAAAAGGGCACGUUUCCUGAAAAAAGCAUCUAACCGUUAUCUUCCUCCCCCCCUCCCUCCCCAAAUUAAAGGAAUAAGCCCUAAGCACUGGAAUACCAUAAGAGUAUUUUUUAGCACUUAAGUUCUUCUUUCCACAUGUGGUGCGAGGCGCUUUCCUUUGAAAUGACAUACCACAGGAACCAUCAUGUGAUGAGAAAAUAAGACUUGUUGACUGGUGUGUUUCACUGAUCUCUGUGGAAUUCACGUAUAAUUAGUGCUGUCAUGAUGUGCAAGUGAAGAAGUUUACCUAUCGAACACAUUGGCGUGAAGAAUAUACAGUCAUCACUACCUAGGUUACGACACUAGUAAAAGUUAUCUGAAUUUUGCGCUUGGUGUGACAGUGUUAUUGCCGUCACUGGGUUACACAAAUUGGGUGCAGGUGUUUCACACCUCCCCUGAGCUAAGUGGAUCUUCGUAGCAAGACUAAGGAUUCUUAAAUGGAUUCUGAGUUUUCAUUUAUCGUCCCUCCGUACCUUCCUUGCGCAGAGAAGAAGUGGUACACAUAUUUACAUAAAAAGAAUAAGG
Phytomonas sp. EM1 is the source of this 1394-nucleotide messenger RNA. The record is from the annotation of a GenBank genome assembly. NCBI's taxonomy places the organism in Eukaryota, Euglenozoa, Kinetoplastea, Trypanosomatida, Trypanosomatidae.